AUGAAGUUGAAUCUGCAUAAUCUCAACCAUUGCGAUUCAUUAACGUCUGUUCAUUCAGCCAUCCAAAGCCAACAUCAGGGCGAAACUGAAGCAUCACCUAAGGACAACAAGAAAAAUUAUUUAAAACUCAAAAUCUCUACAAAAAGUUAUUUGAACUUGAGAAAUUCACUUGUCAAAGUGGGCUUGAUAGGAAGGGAAUCAAGACGUGUUGGGCAUGUUUUAGAAACAAACAGCUCUAUUGAUAUUUUCAGGCCUGAUGGCAUGACGUCAUGGUGA
This is a messenger RNA of Clunio marinus, 276 nucleotides long. The record is from the annotation of a GenBank genome assembly. Lineage: Eukaryota; Metazoa; Arthropoda; Insecta; Diptera; Chironomidae.